GGGGAAGAGGUUAGAGGAGGAGGAGGAGGAGGAGAGGAGAAGAGAGGAGAGGAGGGGACAUUCAGACAGACAUUGUUACCAACUCGAGGAGCGGCGCAGACCUCGUUGCUACACGUGAAUUUUUCGGCACAACAUUCAGAUCACAGGCUGAAACAUCAUCUACGUCAGCGGCGGCUGUCAGACAUAUUUGUCCGGAGCAUCACUGCCUGUCCUUCCGAGGUGGGAGGAGGGAGUAGCGCGAGAGACGUUCGGUCACAGCUCAGCAUCUUAAAGGACCACAGCAUCUCUCAGGUGAUGGAGGUCUUGUGACGCGCCGCCGCAGCCUGCCGCCGUCCGAAAUCCCACGGGCAAUGGAUGCAGCCAGCUUCAGCCAUGGCCGUGUCGGAUUACGCCGCCAGACUGUUUCUCUGUGAUGUGAAGAGGAGGAAGGGUCGCAGACUACCAGACAGUCCUAAACACUCCAUAAGCCUUGUGAUUUCUCCUUCCUGGUGACGGAGCCAGAUGCAAACAGGGUUUAACCUCUCUUCCUAACCAACCACCCUCCCCCCCACCCUCUCUUCUUCUCUUCUCCUGUACGGACCAAUCAUGGAUCUCCUGUGGGCGCUGUCUGUGUCCAUGUUGACCGUAUGUGUCGCCAUCCCCAUGGAUGCAGCUGCUGGGAGCCACAGCCUGUUCACCUGCGAGCCCAUCACCCUGCGCAUGUGUCAGGGGCUGCCCUACAACUCCACAUUCAUGCCCAACAUACUGAACCACUACGACCAGCAAACCGCCGCUCUCGCCAUGGAGCCGUUCCAUCCCAUGGUGAACCUGCAGUGCUCUCCGGAGCUCAGGAUGUUUCUGUGCGCUCUCUACGCCCCAGUGUGUACCGAGUACGGCCGGAUGACUCUGCCCUGCCGCCGCCUCUGUCUGCAGGCCAAGAGCGACUGCUACAAACUGAUGGAAAUGUUCGGUGUCAGCUGGCCGGAGGAGAUGGACUGCAACAGGUUGCCGGACUGUGACGAGUCCUACCCCCGUCCCGCAGACCUGCUGUCCAGCUCAGACACGACUGAAUCCCCCAUCUCCGUCCAGCGAGACUACGGCUUCUGGUGUCCACGAGAACUGAAAAUCAACCCCGAGUUCGGCUACUCCUUCAUGGGGGUCCGCGACUGCUCGCCUCCGUGUCCCAACAUGUACUUCACACGCGAGGAGCUGACGUUCGCCCGCUACUUCAUCGGGGUGGUGUCCAUCGUCUGCCUCUCCGCCACCCUCUUCACUUUCCUGACUUUCCUCAUCGACGUGUCGCGCUUCCGCUACCCGGAGCGCCCAAUUAUAUUCUACGCCGUGUGCUACAUGAUGGUGUCUCUGGUGUUCUUCCUGGGGUUCCUGUUGGAGGACAGAGUUUCCUGUAACGCUGCGAUUCCCGGGAGGUUCAGGGCUUCGACGGUGACUCAAGGCUCCCACAACAAGGCCUGCACGCUUCUCUUCAUGGUGCUGUAUUUCUUCACCAUGGCCGGCAGCGUCUGGUGGGUCAUUCUCACCAUCACCUGGUUCCUGGCGGCUGUUCCUAAGUGGGGCAGCGAGGCCAUAGAGAAGAAGGCUCUCCUCUUCCACGCCUGCGCCUGGGGGAUCCCCGGCGUCCUCACCGUCACCCUGCUCGCCAUGAACAAGAUCGAGGGAGACAGCAUCAGCGGAGUUUGCUUUGUGGGGCUCUACAACUUAACGGCGCUACGCUGGUUCCUGCUGGUCCCACUGGGACUGGAUGUAGUGGUGGGUGUGGCUCUGCUGCUGGCGGGCAUCGCAGCAUUAAACCGAGUCCGCAUGGAGAUCCCUCUGGAGAAGGAGAACCAGGAGAAACUGGUGAAAUUCAUGAUUCGUAUCGGCGUGUUCUCCGUGCUCUACCUGGUGCCUCUGCUCACGGUCCUGGCCUGCUACCUUUAUGAGAACAGCUACAGAAGCAUCUGGGAGACCACCUGGGUCCAGGAAAAGUGUAGAGACUACCACAUCCCCUGCCCCUACCAGGUGGAGCGCACCAGCCGUCCUGACCUGGCCUUGUUCCUGAUCAAGUACCUGAUGAUGCUGAUCGUAGGAAUCCCCUCCGUGUUCUGGGUCGGCAGUAAGAAGACCUGCUUCGAGUGGGCCAGCUUCUUCCACGGCAAGAGACGCAAAGAAGCAUUAACCCCGUCUCCCACCGCCUGCUCCACACACUCUUCCAUCCUCUUCUACCACACCCGACAUCCCACCACCUUCCCCCUCUCCCUCCCCACCCUCCUGCGUCUCUCCCUGCCCUACCUGCCUCCAUCCCCCAUUUCCUCCUCCUCUUCCUCCUCCUCCUCCUCCUCCUCCACACCGCCCCCGCCCUCCUCCUUUCCCUGCUGCAGCGGGAUGGUCAACGAGAGCCGACAGGUGCUCCAGGAGCCCGACUUCGCCCAGCUGCUGCUCAGGGACCCCAACACGCCCAUCGUGAGGAAGUCACGGGGCACAUCCACCCAGGGGACCUCCACCCACGCCUCCUCCACGCACCUGGCCAUGCUGGACGAACCGCCCAGCGCCAGCACCAGCCGCGCUGGCUCGGUCCGCAGCGCCCGCUCCAAGAUGAGCAGCUACCACGGCAGCCUGCACCGCUCCCGAGACGGCAGAUACACGGCCUCCAGUUUCCGGGCCGCAGACGACCGGAUGCCCUACGGAAGCAUGCCCCGCCUCAACGACCAAUCACAGUCCAGGCACUGCAGCACCAAUCGCCUGGACAGCCUAUCGCGGCACGGCUCCACCCAGAGACUGGAGAGCCAGUCGAGGCACAGCAGCGUCAGGGACCUCGGCACCGCCACCCAAGCUGUUCUCGGUGUCCCUGGAAACGGGAUUCACAGGGUGCUGGAGGAAGACGGAGCCACAGCCUGAACUGGAACUCUUGUUUGUUUUUUCUUCCAGGAACUUAAAGAAUGUGCAAAGAUCCACAGAAAACGUCAGUCAUGUCAGAUCUGUUUCAAUUUGGAAAACUGAGCUGAAGCACAAAUACUUCUUUUUUUUUUUUUUCAACUGUAAGCUAGUUGACAUCCAGCUGGGGACUGAGUGUGGAUUGAUGCCUUAAAAAUGUCCUCUCAGCUUUACCUGAUCUUACUAGCUGAUCCCAAAAACUGAUGAUUUUUUUGUCUGACGUGUGAAAAUAAAAAGACGAACCUUCUUCUACACUACUGAGCCAGUCAAGAAAGAAAAUGUGACCAACACACAGAGAAAACUUCACUGGACUGUCUUUCCUUCUACUGUACUGUUUGUAUAAAGGACUCUGAACAGGAUUUGAGUGAUAAAGCAGGGUAUCUUUUUUUUCCUUUUUUGCACCUGUUGAGCUUCUCACGUCUCCAUGUUUCAGUUUCACACGCCAGAUCAAGAGUAGGUUGACUGAAAUCAUAUUUGCUUGUGUUGUUUUCACUCUCAACUAGAAACUCCACAUGUUGGUUAACAAUUUGGCAUUUUAGGCAACAAACAACUGGUUUUAAGUAGGGAUGAGCAAUAUAUCGAUAUUAUACUGAUAUCAAAUCAUAUUAUAGCCUAAGUUUUGUUUUUUCCUGGUUUUACAGUGAAGUGAUGUCAUUUUCUGAACUUACCAGACUGUUCUUUUAUUUCCCUUUAACCACUAAAGUCAUUAUAUCCACAUUACUGAUGAUUAUUUAUCAAAAAUCUCAUUGUAAAUAUUUUGUGAAAGCACCAAUAGUCAUCCCUACAAUAUUGUCGCAGUUAUUUGGUCAAAAAUAAACCAGUUGUUUGUUCCCUAAAAUUCUGGCAAACACUCUCCACAAAAGCUGUACAUGUCUCCUGAACUUUACAAAAACCUCCAUCUCAUUUUAAAAAGUUUUUUUUAAAAGUUGCAUUAUGUCGCUGCAUUGAUGUGUGUAGUAACGAGAGGAAAAAUGUCUCCUUCUGUCGGUCAUUUUGAAUGCAAGGGCUGAAACACGGGAACAAAAGCUGAAUCCAAACUCCUGCCUUACAGUGUGAAUAGAGACAAUAGUGAGUUUAUUGCCCUUUAAAUUAGAGUCAAAUUCUGAAUAGUGUGUCCUUACUUGUAUAGUUACUGUACAUGUUAGACCAACAUUUCCUCUAGCGGCAACACUUGUGCAUAGGAUGUAAAAACUGAACUUUUGUGGGUUCAUUUGUUAAAUUUUGUAAUAAAGUUUUUAUAAAAAGA
Messenger RNA from Thunnus maccoyii (southern bluefin tuna), 4156 nucleotides. It is a transcript of the gene fzd3a, whose product is annotated as frizzled class receptor 3a. Gene Ontology annotation, biological process: canonical Wnt signaling pathway; non-canonical Wnt signaling pathway. The transcript is spliced from 9 exons. Lineage: Eukaryota; Metazoa; Chordata; Actinopteri; Scombriformes; Scombridae. Gene Ontology annotation, cellular component: plasma membrane. The record is from RefSeq and is a predicted model, not a curated record. Bases 586 to 2874 code for a protein of 762 amino acids. Gene Ontology annotation, molecular function: Wnt receptor activity; Wnt-protein binding.